AGACCACCAUACACAGUUUUCAGUGGGGGCCAGAAAGGUACGCAAAAAUGAUUGAGAAAAAAAGCCAUCAAAAUGCCUUGGAGCGAGCAUGGUGUUCAUGGCGAGAUCCGGGCCUAUCACCUGCAACGGAAACCCAAUCCCCUCAGAGAGGCUGAAACAUGGUGACCCUCAAACGCCCUCAACCUCCAAGAUAUGUUCUCAUACUCCCUUCCAAAUCCGCUCACCGAGAAGAAGAGAUUUCUGAAUUUCGCCACCGAGCGUCCACCGAUUCGCCCUGCGCCCGGGGUGGUUGUGAUCAGGGCAAAAGAAAACCGGAAGUUCGCAAUCACGCCCGUUGAUAGUAUUACUUUUUGCGGAUACCAACAGGUACGACGUCGAGGUGUCUGUCCGAGCCAUGUGUGGUCACCAUCACACACAUCACGGUGACCAUAUUUGGUCCGCAGGCGCUGAGGAGGAGGGGAUUGGACGGGUUGAAUAGUUGGAAAGCAUGACUUCCCUCCCCCCUCCCCUUUCCCCACACACUCCGUUAAGUCCGUCUGAGUCCGUCGACUUAGCCUCCUUGGUGCCCUGAGAUCGCGAGCUGUCAGCGUCAACCUCAAGGCGCAUCAGAGCCUACUAUGGUCACACCCGUCCUACAGUAGGCUGACUGGAGGCAAAUGGGGUGUAUUAAUACUGGGAUACUGUGCGACCCAUGUCUGGGGAAUAACCACCCAGGUCUUGGCAUUGUCACCAUCUCCUCCCUACCCAACUUUGUAAUUCCACUCUCACUUCCAACGCCCGCCCUUUUUCCUCCUCCGCCUGAUCGCCAGGAAUGCUCGACAUAUAUAAUAUCAGCGCCCCAGCACCAGGCUCUAUAGGAAGAGAAGAGGAUGGGACCACCCAUACCGUUUUCAACUCUACAAUAUUGGAGUCUCGACGACCAAACCGAAGAACGAAACGCUAUCGCACGGCCGACAUGCUUCCGCCGUCGUGGGAUCAACCCCAGGUCGCCCUGCCGGCCACCCCCAACAUCUGGGUCAUAACCGGGCCCUCGGGCGCUGGCAAGUCUAGAGUUGGGAAAUACCUAUGCGCCAAACUAGGUUUCAUCUUCGUUGAAGGCGACGACUUCCUCACUAAACAGGAAAAGGCAAACAGCGGCGUCGUCAACGAUAAUCGCCACGCCGAAAUCCUCGCUGCAAUCAUUCACGAAGCCAUAAGCCAAGCAAGCCACGGCACCGCAGUCGUCGUCGCUUGCUCGGCCCUCCGUGUCGCCGACCGCAACGCCUGGCGCAACGCUACUGCGCGCGCCAACAGGAGCGAUAUCCCCGCGCACAGAUUUCGGCCAACAUACUACUCCUCGAGUUUCGAGGACUCCACCCUUCCGAACCACCAUGGGGACAAUCAGGUCCCCUACCUCCAAGGGUCCCAGGACCCUUACCCCCACACCAUCGCCAACGACGGUUUCGCCUACCACUCCAUCCCAUCCAACGUCCUCGACAUCCCCGCCCCGACCCUUCGUCCCAUCCACCUCCAAUUCGUCUACCUCGCCAUCUCAAAAAAGCUCUCGCUAAAGACAGUCAAAAACCGACAGACAAUGACCGACCACCACGUCUCUGUAACAGCAGUGCCGGCGCAAUUUCGCAACCUCCAGCCGCCGGAGAAGUGGGAGCGAGAUUGCUUCAGGCAGAAGAGCUUGGAGGCGCUGGAGUUGACGGUCGCGGUCGAGAAGCAUGUGGUGAUGGUGGGGAAUGGGUUGAAAAGGUGCAAGUGUAUGUUUUGCCCAUGAGGGGAACUGGAUGUUGGGCACGUCAGUGGCAGUCAAGAGAGGGUCGAUGAACCUGCAUAACAUGUGUGGUUCAUCGGACAGGUUUGGUGUUUAGGGAUAAGAGGAGGACGACAACUGGUGUUGAGGGUUAUAUAUGGGACGAGGGAAGGUUUGCUUUGAAAGAUUACACGCAUACUAUAGAGGGUAUGCGUGUUACCAAGAGAAUUACAAGAGGGUACAUAUACAAGAAAACCAAUCAUCAUCGGCGCGGAACAUACAACAAACAGACAACACAUACAACGAUUUCAUCAGCAUCCUACAUAGCGGCAUACUGCAUCGGCAUACUACAUACAGAAGAUACAACACAUCACAACUCCGACAUCACACAUACAUGGUAUUACACCCUAACCAACACACCUAAGGGGGUCUACAAUUUCAAAAUUACCACCUUGGAUAUACCGAGAUUUUAUCUCGUCUACGAACCGAUUCCACCAACGCUCAGAAUCAGAACAGACGCGUUCUAUCGCGAAACAAUACAGGGGUUUGGGAAUGCAUAUAUUAGCGGGGGAAUAGGGAG
Molecule: messenger RNA, 2321 nt
Organism: Pseudogymnoascus destructans
Lineage: Eukaryota; Fungi; Ascomycota; Leotiomycetes; Thelebolales; Thelebolaceae
Exons: 2
Coding region: 812-1765 (317 amino acids)
Cellular component (GO): cytoplasm
Molecular function (GO): gluconokinase activity
Source: RefSeq, a predicted model, not a curated record